GUUUCGUCUAAAACAUUGCAUAAAACACUUUUGGUACUUUUAAAUAUUGGUGAAGAAAGCAAUGAUUUGUUAUCCAAUAAAACCGACGAUUCUGAUAGAACCGACGAUUUUAAUAAACCA
Racocetra persica is the source of this 120-nucleotide messenger RNA. NCBI's taxonomy places the organism in Eukaryota, Fungi, Glomeromycota, Glomeromycetes, Diversisporales, Gigasporaceae. The record is from the annotation of a GenBank genome assembly.